Messenger RNA from Cyanistes caeruleus (blue tit), 2969 nucleotides. Lineage: Eukaryota; Metazoa; Chordata; Aves; Passeriformes; Paridae. The record is from RefSeq and is a predicted model, not a curated record.
GAUCCCGGAGCGGUGAUCCCGGGAAUUAGGGGAUCCUGGAAUGCGGGGAUCCGGGAAUGAGGGGAUUCGGGAAUGAGGGGAGCCCUGGAAUGAGGGGAUCCGGGAAUGAGGGGAUCCGGGAAUGAGGGGAUCCGGGAAUGAGGGGAUCCCAGAUCGGGGAUCCCAGAGGGGUGAUCCCGGGAAUGCGGGGAUCCGGGAAUGAGGGGAUCCGGGAAUGAGGGGAUCUGGGAAUGAGGGGAUCCCGGAGCGGUGAUCCCGGGAAUGAGGGGAGCCCGGGAAUGCGGUGAUCCGGGAACGCGGGGAUCCCGGAUCGGUGAUCCCAGAUCGGGGAUCCCAGAGCCGUUUCCCGAGCGGCAGGGUCACGGUCCCGGGGCUGGGCAUUCCCGGAUCCGUUCCCUGCGGGAUUUAUCGCAGCUGGGCUUUGGGCUCCUGUGCGAGCUCCGUGUGUCGGGAGCGGCUGUCCCUGCCAGAGCUGGCUCUGCUCUCCAGCCACGGCUGCAGUUUGGUUUAGCCAGUGGUUUGGACACCCGACUGGUCUGGCUCUUCCAUAAAUCCCGGCACAGGGGUGUACAGCCCGAGCUCCGGGAAGCAGCUCAGGGGAAAAACUGCCCGAAGGUACAGGGAGUCUUUCCCUGAGCUCCUGAAAUCCUGGGCUGCACAAUCCCCUCUGCAGUCAGGUGGAAACUCAUGUUCCCUACACAUCAGUUUUGGGAUGGAUCCAGGUAAAUCCUUGGGUGUGCCCUGGCUGUGCAGACCUUCCAUACAGAGACCCACACAGCCUGCAGCUCGAGGAGCUGAACGCUGGCUGGUGGAGCUUGUUUGAAUCGUGUCUCUGUGAGAACGAGCAGGAAAAUGAACUUUCCUGGAGUGUUUUCUGUGCUCUGGUCGGGGAUGCAGUGCUGGCACUGAAUCCUCUGGGAGCUGCUCAGUGUGAGAGGCUGCACAGCUGCCCCUGAACCAGACCUGCUUAAGCUCAGUGUUAGACCUGCUACAGCCAGCUUAGACCAGGAGAGCCUCAAACUGGGGCAGAUCAGCUUGAGGGCAAAGGAAGCCCCUAGUUAAAUACUGCAGGAAGGGCCAGUUCUCGUUCCUGGAGCGCCUGUGGCCGUGGCCCAUCGCCUUCCCUGUGCUCUUCCCUUGUUCCCAGGCCAUGGAUUCUCCCUACGCCAACGGAGCGUACAGCCCCCCGUACCCGCACUACGCCAGCCUGCCGCAGGCACGGGGCUUCUGCUGCUCGGGGCCCCCGCGCAGCCCCUACCCCACAGAGCCCGCGGGCUUCUACCGGCCCCCAUCGCCCGCUCCCGCCUGGAGCUACGGCCCCCCGGAGUGUCCCCCCGAGGGCUCCGCGCUCCGCAGGCAGCAGGUCCCCGGCUACUCCCCGCCACAGACCCCUGGAAUGCCGAUGCCGCAGUACCCGUAUGGAGACAGCAGUGCAGGGCUCCCGGGGCAGGGCCCGGUGCCACAGCCCCGAUCCCUGGAGGACACGUGGGGUCCCCACUCUGUCUUUGGGGUGCAGCCGCGUUACGCCUGGCCCGCGGCCUCGGGCCACGGCAGCCUCUACGUGUCGGAUUCACAGCCACCCUGGAGCGGCAGCGGGGCCCCUUCCCACCCUCCCACCUGGGAGUCACAGGGACAGGACUCUGUCUACGACAGACCUGAGCAAAGCCCCAACCAACGCAGUUACUAUUCUGAUGUCAGCCAGAGGCACUCUGGGGUGAGGAACGAGCACAGGAUAGCCAAGGCUGCCCCGUCCCAGCCGCGGGUGCAGUACAGUGCCCAGCCCCAGCUCUAUGACCUCGCUCCACGGAAGCCCAGGAGCCGGGAGCUGGGCUUCAAACCUGCUGAGCAGCCUUCCACAAACCCUGCAGCCAUGCAGCCUGAGAUUCAGAGGAUCCUCCACGUGAUGGGGGAGGCUGAACAGCUGGAGGAAGAGGUGGAAGAAUUUGUAGGGAAAAAGACAGAUAAAUCCUACCGGCUCCUGGAGGAGAUGUUGACCAAGCUGCUGCUGGAGCUGGAUUCCAUUGAGACUGGGGGCCAGGACAGUGUCCGGCAGGCCAGGAAAGAGUCCGUCCACAGAAUCCAGGCCAUACUGGAAAAACUGGAAAGAAAGGGGCUGUGAAAGCACAUGAGCCACAACACACAGCCUGUUGGUGAGGUUCCAAAGAGUUUCAGUUCUCUUAAAUCUCAGCUCUUUCUGCUACGCACUAUUGACAAUGGAAUAGCAAUAAGCCCUGAGUUAACAAAUCAAUUCAAACCCACCAAAAAGCCAGCCCAGAAGCCCAGCCCUGACGAACAACUCAGCAAAGGACAAAUUGCGAGAGGUUUGAAGCAGCAAAAGUAUUUAAUGAAGAUGUUGAAGAGAGCUGGGCCAGGGAUGGAGCCCUGUGGGGUUGUGUACAGUUCCCCAGAGCAGGCCCAAUCUCUGGGUGUCUCCUACAGCUGCAGCCAGUCUUUCAACACUCAUCAGCUGUGCUGCAAUGUGCAGCCAGCAACCAAGACUCUGGGUUUGUCCUCACUGCCUGUAAUUUCAGCUUCAGCUCCCUUGCCAUAAACCCCGUGUGUCCUCACAGGGGUUGUUUGGGUUUAGUGCACUCAAGGAGCAACACUGAGGUUCUGGAGGGAGGGACUGUGCUGGCACAUGUCACCUUGUGCUGUCCCUCCUGUGGUGCAGAGCCAGUGUGAGGUUCCCUGUGGGAACAGACUGGGAAUCCCGGUUCUGCCACUGGAAAGGAGAAGUGCAAGUCAAGGAAAGAACAAAUGCAGGAUGCUUGCAAGUGAUUUCCAGGUCACUUGGUUCAAAAUCCCCUGUUGAAUGUCCCUCUCCAUCCUGCGAGUUUUGUGUCCCACUGUGCAGCACCACGGAGGGAACAGCUUGGCCUGUCCCAGCCUCCUGGUCACCACCUGCACAGAACUCACUGCUGUGUGUGACACUUAAUAAACCCUGACAACUUUUAAAUGUUAUUUUGUAA